AUGGCAGUCAGUUGUGAUGUGGAAAAAGUGUUGAAAAAGGCCCGCGACAGGGCGGCCAGAGCCGCCAAGGGUGUGAAGGAAGACUGUGCAGCGUUCUCCCCCGGUUCCUCCACCACCGGGCUGGAUCCUGAAAGCAAAGCGGACACCCCCCCGGGCAAGGCAACCUUUCAAAAAGGCCUUGUGGGCAAACGUCCACUUCGCACCGACUCCUUGGCAACAAUCGUGGAGACGCCGCCCCCAAAGAGGCGCAGCAACUCUUUCGACCAGGGCUCCGCCUCGAAGCUUGCAAGCAGCACUGCCAAGGACUCGACCCCGAAGGUCAAAAAAGGCCCACCUGAAGAGGAUGAUAAGGCCUCCGAGACAACCGUGAAGCCGAGUGCAAAAAGCAAGGCUAAGGCCAAGGCAACCAAGGCCACCAGCACAAAGGGCAAACGUGCAAAGGAGGAGGAGGAGGAGGAGGAGGAGGAAGACGAACAGCCAGGGACUGACCACGCCACCGCCAAGAGCAGCAAGGACACAUCCCCACGGAAACCCAAGGCCACAACACAGCAGGAAGGCAAGAAGGCUGGGAGCCCAGGCAAGGACCCCAAGGAGCCAAAGCCAAAGGAGCCAACGGAUGAGGAGGAGGAGGAGGAUCAGGAGGGGAAGAAGAAGCUGGCACACAAGCUGUACAUGCGGUUUUGGCGCAAUGUGCACGGCCGGGGCCCGCCCAAGGAGAUCAAGCGUGCCUACGAAGCAUCCAAGUACUGUGCUUUGGCAGAAGCAUGCAAAGAGAAGAUGUCGACGCUGUACGACGAUUUCUACCAAUGUAAGGGGAAAUGGUCUAAGAGCUUAGUCCUGAAAACGAUCCGGUCGACGUCGCGUGCCACCCGGAGAGGCACACGCAGGUGGCUCACAGAAGCCCAGCUCCUCACGCUCUUCGGCGGCGACAAAGAGGUGGUGAAAUCCAUUAUACUACGAAAAGAGGUAGACGAGGAACUCCGAGCAAAGGAAAUCAGGCAUCAUCCGGAAUGCCCAGGCCUUCUUCAGUAUCUGGUGUUGGUCGAGGAUGAAGAGUGCGGGGAGUUUGUCGAUGAGAUCUCGGACAUGUUCCAAGUGGAGGAAAGGGGGGAGGAAGGAGAUGAUUCCGACAGCGACGGUGACAGCGACAGCAGCGACGAUGAUGAGAGCAGCGACCGCGAUGCUAAGAAGAAAGACAAGAAGAAACAGAAAAAGGCCAUCAACACGCUCAACAGGAAGAUUCGCGAGAAGAAAGGCAAGCUCACUGAUCUGGCUGGCUUGAGCAAGAACCUCCGCAAGGCGGUCGAGCAGGACAUGAAUGAUGUUCUGUCCGAGAUGACCUCGGCCCGGGCGAGUUUGCAGGCAGCUUUGGACAGCGGGAAGGAGGAGAAGAUGACUAGCGAGACUGCUGCAGCCCAGGACGUCAUUGAUCGUGAUCAGAACUCUUUGUCGAUCUCUAGGACCCCGAAGCCAAAGGCUAAGGGUGGCAAGAAGUAG
Symbiodinium sp. CCMP2592 is the source of this 1497-nucleotide messenger RNA. The record is from the annotation of a GenBank genome assembly. NCBI's taxonomy places the organism in Eukaryota, Dinophyceae, Suessiales, Symbiodiniaceae.